AUGUUCGACCAACCUAUGAAAGAGCAGCAAGAGAAUGAAGUGGAAAUCGAGGAUAUCGAUUACGACGUUAUGCAGCAGCUAUUGCAGUUCGUUUACACGGGAAAAGUCAACGAUAAGAAGGAGGCGAUUUUCUACAUCGAUCUUCUGAUAGCGGCUGACAAGUACGAACUAGAUGGGCUAAAGAUGUUGUGCGAGGAUUCGUUGAUCGUUAACUUGUCUGCGACAAACGUGGGUGAGUUGCUGGCCGUUGCUGAUCGCCACAAAGCCAGCGCGUUAAAAAAGGCUUCAAUGGAGUUUAUACUGAAACACCUAAAGCUCCUCAUAGACUCGCAGAAGUUCAAGGCAGACAUGGCUGCCCUUUCGCCUCUACUCGUAGAAAUAAUCACCAUGUUUAUGCUAUCGGAGCAAUGA
Nasonia vitripennis (jewel wasp) is the source of this 411-nucleotide messenger RNA. Its product is annotated as TD and POZ domain-containing protein 5-like. The coding region runs from base 1 to 411 and encodes 136 amino acids. Gene Ontology annotation, biological process: regulation of proteolysis; proteasome-mediated ubiquitin-dependent protein catabolic process. NCBI's taxonomy places the organism in Eukaryota, Metazoa, Arthropoda, Insecta, Hymenoptera, Pteromalidae. The transcript has a single exon. Gene Ontology annotation, molecular function: ubiquitin protein ligase binding. The record is from RefSeq and is a predicted model, not a curated record. Gene Ontology annotation, cellular component: cytoplasm.